Molecule: messenger RNA, 2518 nt
Organism: Diospyros lotus (date-plum)
Lineage: Eukaryota; Viridiplantae; Streptophyta; Magnoliopsida; Ericales; Ebenaceae
Exons: 8
Coding region: 270-2027 (585 amino acids)
Source: RefSeq, a predicted model, not a curated record
AGGGGAAAAAGCGAAAUCCCACGCUUGUCUUCAUCUCAUCUUGCUGCUGCCCGUCUGCUACUCUUAGUCUCUCUUCCGAUGCUUCCUAGGGAGCUUCGUUUCAUCCCCCUUUUAAUUAAUUAAUUAAUUAAUUCCCCUCCCCAGCCAUUUUAUUUAUUUAUACAUCAUUUCCCUCUGUUACCCGCCACGCCAACAGAUUCUCUCUCUCUCUCUCUCUCUCUCUCUGUGCAGUGUGUGUCUCUGAUUGCGAGGAGAAGAAGCAACCGGCGAUGCGCGAGCUAGGGCUUGAGGAUCAGCGUCGGCACUCCGGAGCUCGAGAUCUAAGCCCCGACUCUGGCAUCUUCACCCUCGAAUCCAGUGUUAGCCUUUUCUCCUCCGCUUCCGCCAGCGUCGAUCGCUGCUCUUUCGCCUCCGAUGUUCAUGACCGCGACUCUCUCGCCUCUGAAGUUUCUCAGCAUUUGGCAGGACGUGAUCUGCAUGAGACUUCGAGUGGUCCAGAUUCAGAUCCAAGCAGGUCCUCAGUACACAGAUACAGUCGCCAUGCCAGAAAAAUAGAAAAAGCAAAAGCUCUGAAAAAAGAGGUCAAUGCAGAGAUAGAUGACGCCACUGAAUCCCAAGAUUCAGCUGGGAACUCCUUCUCUCAAGCUCUUAAAGAAUGUCAAGACCGGAGAUCUAGAUCUGAAGCUCUACAGAAAAAGACUAACAGGCGAAGACCUGCUUCGCUAGAUCUGAACAAUCAUAUAAUCAAUGCCGCAAAUUCCUCACCACGGUUUGGAGUAAUGAAAAAGAGCUCUGUUGUAAGUCGGCCAACAGGGACGAUUCUGAGUCCUGGAACACCUAAUAAUCGACACAUUAGUGUUGGAAUCCACAAAGGCUGGAGCUCUGAACGUGUGCCAACACAUAACAAUAUGCACCAGAGGCACAUUGGUUCUGCAAUGUUGCCUUUCAACAAUGGAAGGACACUUCCUUCCAAGUGGGAAGAUGCUGAGAGGUGGAUUUUCAGUCCAGUUUCUGGUGAAGGUGUUGUCAAACCUUCAUCUCAGCAACUGCACAAACGUCCAAAGUCCAAGAGUGGACCUCUUGGGCCUCCUGGAAUUGCAUAUUACUCAUUAUAUUCACCAGCAGCACCCAUGUUUGAAGGUGACACUGUUGAAAAUUUAGUGGCAGGAUCUCCAUUUUCAGCUGGAGUAAUAGCAGCGGGUCAUUUAUCAAUGUGUCCUGGCACAGGCAACAAUGGAGUUGGAACAUGUCCUCCACCCAUGGAGCCUUGCAUGGCAAGGUCAGUUAGCAUACACGGGUGUACUGAAAUGCAGAACCAUUUGUCAUUACCAGGUCCCCAAGUUUUGGCCUGUUGUGAUUUGAUGAUAACAACAGAUGAUAAACUUCAAGGUGAUAAGGAUGCAGCCAUUGACAUUUCCAGUGCUGUUUCAAGAAGGGAUAUGGCAACCCAGAUGAGCCCACAGGCUAGCCUCCAUUCAUCUCCCGAGAGGAGGCUGUCUUUCUCACACUUGACUCCAUCUGUGCUAUCCAUUUUGGAGUUGGAACAUGUCCAUUCCUCUAAAACAGAAGUCAGAGAUGUGCAGGUUGAUGAGCAGGUAACUUUGAGUAGGUGGUCCAAGAAACAUAGAGCUCGAUUUCUAGGAAAAGGCUCAGAAAAUGCUGAGGACUGGAAAAAUAAGGCUGUGGAGGCUCGACCUUCUGCUUGGGAAGUUGCAGAGGCAACAAAAAGCAUUUCCAAAAUGAAGAGGGAGGAAGCCAAAAUCACCGCAUGGGAGAACCUCCAGAAGGCAAAAGCUGAGGCAGCAAUAAGGAAGCUUGAGAUGAAACUUGAAAAGAAGAGAUCAUCAUCCAUGGACAGGAUUAUGAAAAAACUGAGGUCAGCUCAAAAGAAGGCCCAAGAAAUGCGGAGUUCAGCGUUAACCAAUCAGUCCCAUCAAGUUGCCAGGACUUCCAAUAAGCUCAUAUCUUUCCGCCGGACCAGACAGAUUAGUUCGUUGAGUGGGUGUUUCACCUGCCACGCUUUUUAGUGCCUCAUUCAGCUGAUUGUUCAUUCUAAUUGACCUCAACAACCAGAAUGUGACAGGCAAUGUAAGGAGCUGAAAUAAAUGUUGUGUGCUCGAGCUCAAAUUCAAGUUUGACUUUGACGCUAGAAUUGGGGUCACCUCACUUUUGCAGCUGUACAAGCGCCGCCAGUGUUACCCACAUCUCUGAUGAUCCGUGAAGUAAUGUCUGCAGUAUUCUUAAGAAUUCAGUCUGCGUUCAUCCGAUUUGAAUAAUAAUGGUAGCAGCAUCCAUGUUUGCAAAUCAACCCGUUGAAUUGUGGGAAAACAGAAACAGCUAUUUUCUGGUUAGCCCUCUUUUUCCUUGAGAGAGCGGUUUUAGGGAUAUUCCUUUUAAUAGACAGCGUUUCAGCUGCUAAAGGAGCCCAUUUUCCCUCACAUGUUUCCCUUUCAUAUUUCGGUGGAAAAAAAAGAAAGAAAGAAAAAGCAAAUAAAGAACUGUAGUGUUGAUAAGUCAA